Molecule: messenger RNA, 1992 nt
Organism: Haliotis rufescens (red abalone)
Lineage: Eukaryota; Metazoa; Mollusca; Gastropoda; Lepetellida; Haliotidae
Exons: 1
Coding region: 339-1394 (351 amino acids)
Source: RefSeq, a predicted model, not a curated record
GAACGUAUCGGCAGGCGGCCAGGGGGACAAUUAAUGUUUUAAGUGUAUGACACGCUGGCUGAGGGAGGGUCGAUGGUCUUGAAUGUUACAGUAUGGUUGAUGGGCCGAUAGCUUUGUGUCUUCUUGGGAGCAUGUGUUCUUGGAGAGACCAUUUACAUUGUUGCUAGAGACAAGCAAAGACCGGAAUACCUAUUGAUUAUUAAAUGGGAGAACAAGGCAAGUAAGAUUGACAUUCCUACAACAUUAACAGACCAAAUCAUGUUCAAGAAGUGGUCUAGUGUUAGCAAGCUCACAAUAUUUUUGGAAAACCUGUACGUGUUUUGAGCAGUGGAUUUAAUAUGACGAACAAUCGGCUCCGAGUGGACCAUGGCCAGGUCAAACUGUCCAACAUAUUUUCUGACACAAAUCAUGACGCUCGUUUUGAAUCUAUGCGGAGGAACACCCGUAGUGCGAGGGUUCUUCGACGCCACGAAGAUCUACGUAAGCAGUGUGAAAAAGAAGUCCGGGCGUAUGAACGAUGGCAGAAAUUGGCAGCCUCAGAAUUACGUCAGUUGCAGAGCAGAUAUUUGGAAAAACUCAGGAAAUUCAAAAAAUCUCUCAGCUAUCACCCAUCUAGUCAGCCCAGGGGUCCAGUAAUUACACCAACUCAAAGGGAAGUGUCGUCUGCUAACACCAUCCCUCAUUAUGUACGUUCCCGUGGCUCUCUCACACCUGUCCAGUCUGACAGAGAGGACCCGGAUUUAGAACAUCUGGACUCCCAUCGUUCUCAAGCGAGCGUGGAACAGCUGGACUCCCAUCGUUCUCAAUCGAGCGUAGAACAACCGGAUUCUCACCGUUCUCAGUUAAGUGUUGGACAACUCGACUCUCACCGUUCUCAGUCGAGUGUAGAACAAUCGGAUUCUUACCGUUCUCAGUUAAGUGUUGGACAACUCGAUUCUCACCGUUCUCACUCGAGUGUAGAAUCACCCAGGAUACAGACUCCAAGAGAUGAUCUGAAGCUCCCAUCUCCUCGAGCCAGAUGCAGGUCUGGAGGUACCAACAGUGGUGCUGAAGCUGCAAUGGAAUCGCUGAGGAUGUCUUCGUCAACUGUACCAGAUACGCCCAGAAUCUCAGAUCCGCGUCGCAGACCCGGCUCCAAAACUGUCACCUUCUCAAGUCCCAUUCCGACACCAAGGAGUGCAAGAUCGUCAGGCACCCUCUUCCCCAGCGUCACCGACGUUGGACAACGUGGUCGAGCCUCUGGGAAGAACACCGGCGUUAAAGUGACAGCAGAAAUGGUGGAGCUUACAGAUCUUCGCAAUCCUAAAGGGAAACAUAUGUUUAGUGUUACACGGGAGAAUGGAACAGAAACUUACUCCAAAGGGAACAAAAAGAUUGUUACAUUCUUCGUUUGACAGAAUGUCGGAACAGAUUUGCUGUGGAAAUUCUGGUAUAAUGUGUUCACCUUCACAACACCGAUGUUUGAGUCAACCACAUCACUAUUUGUACUGAACUAUAUGGAGGCAUUACUGAUUUCGCUACCUAUCACUGUGAUGUGAGGUUUUGGUGACGUAUCUUUUCUUCACGUUCUUCAAAAACAUUUUUUCAUUCUGAUGUACACUGAACAGUAUGUUUAUGGAUAAUAUGGGGUGUACAUACAAUGUAUGUUGUGUUACCAGUAGCAUGUUUUAUCACAAUAUGUCCAACUCCUAAUGAAUUAAAGAAACAAACGUUAACACGGACGGAAGAAAUUCCACUGAAAUCGCCUGGAUUUUCAAUUUACGGAUUAUGUAAUAAUAGUAGUUACACCUUGUAUGAAUCUAAAACCGUUAUGGUUCAAAGGUGAGUCUGGCACUUCACAGUGGUUUGACACUGUGAACUGCAACAAGAUAUUUGUGAAUAAACUAAAAUAAGAAAAAAAUAUAUGUAAAGUAGAGCUUAAAGUUCAUGUAAAUCGUAUAUACAUAUAAUCAUUCAUUGUUAUCUCGUAUGAGUGAGUGAGUGAGUAUGGUU